This is a messenger RNA of Arctia plantaginis, 1587 nucleotides long. NCBI's taxonomy places the organism in Eukaryota, Metazoa, Arthropoda, Insecta, Lepidoptera, Erebidae. The record is from the annotation of a GenBank genome assembly.
AUGGAUCCCGGUGAAGGAACUUCUGAUUCUAAUAGAAUUAAUAGAAAGCGAAAACAAAUGUUUACGAUUUUAGAGGACAGUGAUAUAGAGGAGGAAUUGUUCGCUGAUCACUCGGAAGACGACUACCAGCCUAGUGAGGAGGAGUCAGCGUCUGAAAGUGAAGGUGAGGUGCAACUUUACAAUAUUGAAUUACGUCCUCCGGGACAUCGAACAUCCUCGCCCAUAGCUCAAGAUCAAGACCUGCAGGGUAAUUCGCCUUUUGUCACUUCAUCACUAGACAAUCAAAGUCAAGUCCAGGCAUAUCAGCCCUCUACAGCAGGCUCAACUUCUGUAUGGACAACUACGGGAGACCUAAAUAAAUUUGAUUUUACAAAAUCUAAUGAAUUUUAUGGCGAAGUAAUGGGAGUCGAGCCUAUUGAUUACUUUAAUUAUUUUUUCAAUGACGAUUUGUUCACGCUGAUUUGUAGUGAGACAAAUGCCCAGGCUCAAAGAUUAUUAGAUGCUCAUAAACGGCCACGAAAUGAGGAAGAACCAAAUAGAGGUAGAGAUUAUUCGAGAAUUACCUCUUGGAAAGAUGUGACCGUCCCUGAGAUGAGAAUUUUUCUCGGCCUCUUAUUCCACAUGGGGACUAUACCUCUGAGUCGUCUAAAUGAUUAUUGGAAAACAGAUAGACUAUUUUCAAUACCGACUUUUGCUCAGCAAAUGAGCAGAAACAGAUUUCUGCUUAUAAUGAGGUGUCUACAUUUUACCUCUGAGUUAGAAAGUAAGGACCCCUUAUUCAAGAUAAGAAGUCUCAUUGAUUAUUUCAACAAUAAAAUGAUUGAAUGCUAUUAUCCGGCUGCCCAAUUAUCUCUAGAUGAGAGUAUGGUGCUGUGGAGAGGGCGACUGAGCUUUCGGCAAUUUAUAAAAAACAAACGCCACAAAUACGGCAUAAAACUAUAUAUGUUGACAGAACCAGAUGGCUUGAUAUUAAAAUUUCGAGUGUAUGCAGGUGGGAAAGACUCAGAAGUAGCAGGGAAGGGCCAUGCUGAAAAAGUAGUCAUGGAACUACUUCAUGAAAAACUAAAUUGUGGUCAUGAAUUAUAUAUGGACAAUUUUUACAACAGUUUUGGUUUAGCAAAGAAGUUGCUUGAUAAUAACACGUAUUGCACGGGCACUCUACGCAAAGAUCUGAAAGAAAAUCCUCGAGAACUUAUGAAUAAAAAAUUGAAAAGAGGGGAAAAUUAUUCAAUGUUUAGAGAAGGAGUUCACGUUGGCGUGUGGAAAGACAAACGUAUUGUGCCCUACAUUACUACACAAUACGAAAACAGAAUGGUUCCAGUUGCAAAUAAACGUGGUCAAGUUACACAAAAGCCAGAGGCUAUUUCAGAAUAUAACAAUUACAUGUCAGGAGUGGACAGGCAAGACCAACUUUUGGCGUACUAUCCUUGCGAAAGAAAAACUUUACGGUGGUAUCUAAAGGUAGCCAUCCACACAUUUCAAUUACUCUUGUUGAACUCUAUGAAAAUGUUCAACAAAUAUUCAGGGCAACGUAAAAUGUCUCGACUACGAUUACCGAUUGAGUGUAAUAAAUGCUCUUCUCCCUGA